CAUGCCCCUCUGUCUGUGUGUGAGUGCAGGCAGGCUGACAAUGAUUUCCUCAGUGAUUACGUACAGAGCGAGUCCCUGCGGGUUAGGGGCCCCCUCUGGAGCCAUCCUGAUGGCUUUAGGGGCCUUGCUUCUAUUUUCCAUUAUUAUGUGGACUACCGGAGCGACAGCGCAGUCCAAGACCUUGCAGAUCCCAACUGCAAGCUAGAAGACAAAUGUGAGGAUGGUGAAGCGACAGACUGCAAAACAAGACAGGAAGAGUGUGAGGAGCUAGAGGAAGACGUUGUUCACAGCUGUGACAGCUGCCUUCAGGUGUUUGAGUCGCUGAGUGAUAUCACAGAACACAAGAUCAGCCAGUGUCAGCUGACAGAUGGAGCAGAUGUAGAAGAUGAUCCAAGUUGCUCGUGGCCAGCCUCAUCACCUUCUAGUAAAGACCAGACUUCUCCAAGUCAUGGGGAAGGUUGUGACUUUGGAGAAGAAGAAGGUAUCCCAGGAUUGCCAUACCCCUGCCAGUUUUGUGAUAAAUCUUUCAGUCGCCUCAGCUAUUUAAAGCAUCACGAACAAAGUCACAGUGAUAAACUCCCUUUUAAGUGCACCUAUUGUAGUAGACUGUUUAAACAUAAACGAAGUAGAGAUCGCCAUAUCAAACUUCAUACUGGAGAUAAAAAAUACCACUGUAGUGAGUGUGAUGCAGCAUUCUCCAGAAGUGAUCACCUUAAAAUCCACUUAAAGACUCAUACGUCGAACAAGCCAUAUAAAUGUGCCAUUUGUAGACGAGGGUUCCUAUCUUCUAGUUCCUUACAUGGACACAUGCAAGUUCAUGAGAGAAAUAAAGACUGUUCUCAGUCAGGGUCUAGAAUGGAGGAGUGGAAAAUGAAAGACACACAGAAGUGCAGUCAGUGUGAAGAAGGGUUUGAUUUUCCAGAGGAUCUCCAGAAACACAUAGCUGAAUGUCAUCCUGAAUGUUCUCCAACCGAUGACAGAGCUGCUCUCCAAUGUAUGUAUUGCCAUGAACUCUUUGUUGAAGAAACAUCCUUGUUAAAUCACAUAGAGCAAAUUCACAGCAAUGAGAAGAAGAAUUCAUGUAACAUUUGUUCUGAGAAUUUCCACAGCAUUGAAGAGCUGUACAGCCACAUGGACAGUCAUCAACACCCAGAAUCAUGCAAUCCCAGCAACAGUCCUUCUUUAGUUACCGUUGGCUACACAUCAGUAUCCAGCACAACACCAGAUUCCAAUCUGUCUGUAGACAGUUCAACCAUGGUAGACGUUGCUCCCCCACUACCUAAAAGUCGUGGAAGGAAAAGGGCAGCUCCACAAACAAGUGAUAUCUCUGCCCCAUCCAGUAAGCAAGCAAAAGUUACAUACAGCUGCAUCUAUUGCAGCAAGCAACUGUUUUCAAGCUUGGCUGUUCUACAGAUCCAUUUAAAAACUAUGCAUUUAGAUAAACCGGAGCAGGCUCAUAUCUGUCAGUACUGUUUAGAAGUCUUGCCAUCGCUCUACAACCUAAACGAACAUCUGAAACAGGUACAUGAAGCUCAGGAUCCAGCACUAAUAGUUUCUACAAUGCCUGCCAUGGUCUAUCAGUGUAAUUUCUGCUCUGAAAUAUUCAAUGACCUUAAUAUGCUUCAGGAACACAUUAGAAGUUCACAUGGAUUUGCCAAUCCUGUUGCAAAAGACAGUAAUGCAUUCUUUUGCCCCCACUGCUACAUGGGUUUCCUUACUGACUCCUCUUUAGACGAGCACAUUCGGCAAGUUCAUUGUGAUCUCAGCAGUUCUCGUUUUGGCUCCCCAGUAUUAGGAACUCCAAAGGACCCGGUAGUUGAGGUUUAUUCUUGUUCAUACUGCACCAAUUCUCCAAUAUUUAAUAGUGUCCUUAAAUUAAACAAGCAUAUCAAAGAAAAUCAUAAGAAUAUUCCUCUGGCGUUGAACUACAUCCAUAAUGGGAAGAAAUCUAGAGCUCUGAGUCCCUUAUCUCCCAUUGCUUUGGAACAAUCCUCUUUAAAAAUGAUGCAGUCUAUAGGUGGAACUCCUACAAGACCUGCAGGCGAGUACAUCUGUAACCAGUGUGGUGCCAAAUAUACCUCCCUAGAUGGUUUUCAGACUCACUUAAAAACUCAUCUUGAUACAGUUCUGCCAAAAUUGACAUGCCCUCAGUGCAACAAAGAAUUUCCAAACCAAGAAUCUCUUUUGAAGCAUGUUACUAUUCACUUCAUGAUAACCUCGACGUAUUACAUUUGUGAAAGUUGCGACAAGCAAUUUACUUCUGUGGAUGACUUGCAGAAGCAUUUGCUGGACAUGCACACAUUUGUUUUCUUUCGUUGCACUUUAUGUCAGGAAGUAUUUGACUCCAAAGUCUCCAUUCAGCUUCACUUGGCUGUGAAACACAGCAAUGAAAAAAAAGUGUACCGUUGUACUUCUUGUAACUGGGACUUCCGCUCAGAGACUGACUUGCAGCUCCACGUGAAGCACAAUCACUUGGAGAACCAGGGAAAAAUACACAAGUGCAUUUUUUGUGGUGAAUCAUUUGGCACAGAGGUAGAACUACAAUGCCAUAUAACUACCCACAGCAAAAAAUACAACUGCAAAUUUUGCAGCAAAGCAUUCCAUGCUAUAAUUUUGUUGGAAAAACACUUAAGGGAAAAACACUGUGUAUUUGAAGCUAAAACACAAAACUGUGGAACUAAUGGAGCAUCUGAACAAGUUCAGAAGGAGGAAGUGGAGCUACAGACCUUGUUAACAAACAAUCAAGAGUCUCAUAAUAGUCAUGAUGGCAGCGAAGAAGAUAUUGAUACCUCUGAACCAAUGUACGGCUGUGAUAUUUGUGGAGCUGCCUACACCAUGGAUUCUCUUCUACAGAAUCACCAGCUAAGAGACCACAAUAUCAGACCAGGGGAGAGUGCUAUAGUUAAGAAGAAAGCUGAACUGAUUAAAGGAAAUUAUAAAUGCAACGUGUGCUCUCGUACAUUCUUUUCUGAAAGUGGUUUGAGAGAGCACAUGCAAACACAUUUGGGGCCUGUAAAGCAUUAUAUGUGUCCUAUCUGUGGAGAACGUUUCCCAUCUCUGCUAACUCUUACAGAACAUAAAGUCACACACAGCAAGAGCCUGGACACUGGGAACUGCAGAAUCUGCAAGCUUCCUUUACAUAGUGAGGAAGAUUUCCUAGAACACUGUCAGUUGCACCCUGAUCUGCGGAAUUCAUUGACUGGGUUCCGCUGUGUGGUGUGCAUGCAGACUGUGACCUCAACUCUGGAGCUCAAGAUUCAUGGCACAUUUCAUAUGCAGAAGACUGGAAAUGGUUCUUCAGUUCAAACUUCAGUUCGUGCACAAAACCUACAGAAGCUGUUCAAAUGUGCUUCUUGUCUGAAAGAAUUUCGCUCCAAACAGGAUCUAGUGAAGUUGGAUAUCAAUGGUUUGCCCUAUGGUCUAUGUGCUAGCUGUGUUAAUCUCAGCAAAAGUGUCAGCCCAAAUACCAAUGUGGCUUUAAGCAGCAACAGGCCAAUUCUAAGCCAAAAUGAAAAUAUUCCUUGUGCGGAAGGUAAAAAUAAAGCCUCUAUGCUGAAGACUCGUUGCUCAAGUUGCAAUGUUAAGUUUGAAUCUGAAACUGAACUUCAAAAUCACAUUCAGACAGUUCAUAGGGAUCUUGCAUCAGAUGGCAGCACAACACAGCUCAAAACACCACAAGUAUCUCCAAUGCCCAGGAUUAGUCCGUCACAGUCCGAUGAGAAGAAAACCUACCAGUGUAUUAAGUGUCAGAUGGUUUUCUACAAUGAAUGGGAUAUACAAGUCCAUGUUGCAAACCACAUGAUUGGACUCAGGAGAGAGGAUGUCUUUCCAGAAAGGAGGUGGGAUGCCAUAAAUGCCACCAACAUUAUGAGUUACAAGGCAGAUGAAGGUCUAAACCAUGAGUGCAAAUUGUGCAGCCAAUCGUUUGACUCUCCAGCCAAACUACAAUGCCACCUGAUUGAGCACAGCUUUGAAGGAAUGGGUGGUACAUUUAAGUGCCCGGUCUGCUUUACAGUAUUUGUUCAGGCAAACAAGCUGCAGCAGCAUAUUUUUUCAGCUCAUGGCCAAGAAGACAAGAUAUAUGAUUGCACACAAUGUCCACAGAAGUUCUUCUUUCAGACAGAACUGCAGAACCACACAAUGACUCAGCAUAGCAGUUAGUGCAAAAUUCAAUGCUUCUGAAGAUCGACUGGAGACGAAGAAAAGGGAACAUGUUUUAAUCUUUGCACGAAACGUUGAUUGUUGACAUGUAUAUUAAUCAAAAAAACAUUGUAUUUUACCAUAAAACUAGUAUUAUUGGAACUGUUGGAUGUUCAUGUGUGUGGACUUUUGAGCACCGGAUAAACUUCUUGUAUAUACAGUGUUGCACAUGUAUUAUGUUGUUCAAUACUAAAACGUCUUAUAAACAAAUCCGACUCGGACCCUAUUCAAAGAAAAGACUAUGAUAAGCCGUGAAUAUGUAUUUCUGGAGAAAGCGCAAGAAAACAAAACUGUCGCCUUCAUUACAGCUGUGUUUCGCCAUCUUUUCUGAUAGAUCUUGGUCUUCAAUCCCAUUUUUAUUAUAAAGCAGCUGAAUCGAAGACUUUUUUCUUAAAAUAUAUAUAUAUAUAUACAUAUAUACAUAUAUACUGCAGGAGAAGAUUCUUGCACAGAAAAAAAGCCUUCAUUAAUUAAAGUAUCUUGAAUGAGGCCUAUAUAAAUAUAUACGUAUAUAUUUAUAAGCCUUGUGGUAUGGCAGCAUUACCAUAUAUGCAAUAGUUAUGUAGAUUGUCCAAGAAACCUUUCUUCUGGAACCCGUUUUAAAGCAUUGUGUGUCAAACCCCUUUCCUUAAUGAUUUCACACAGCCAAAAUUCUUCAAUCCAUUAAACUAACCUGUACGUUACUGUUAUUAAUGUUUACUCUACAGUCUGAACCUGGAGAUUACUGGAAUUGUUUUUCCAAGGCGAAAUAAAUUAAAUUUACCAUUA
Pelobates fuscus (common spadefoot toad) is the source of this 4968-nucleotide messenger RNA. It is a transcript of the gene ZNF521, whose product is annotated as zinc finger protein 521. The coding region runs from base 808 to 4161 and encodes 1117 amino acids. The transcript has 8 exons. The record is from RefSeq and is a predicted model, not a curated record. Gene Ontology annotation, molecular function: chromatin insulator sequence binding. Lineage: Eukaryota; Metazoa; Chordata; Amphibia; Anura; Pelobatidae. Gene Ontology annotation, biological process: regulation of transcription by RNA polymerase II. Gene Ontology annotation, cellular component: chromosome.